Molecule: messenger RNA, 1343 nt
Organism: Phalacrocorax carbo (great cormorant)
Lineage: Eukaryota; Metazoa; Chordata; Aves; Suliformes; Phalacrocoracidae
Source: RefSeq, a predicted model, not a curated record
AGAGCUGCUGCUGGAGAAAAGCAGCUCUUCUACCUGCAAAGGCACAUUUUAAGGGCAGAGCUGGCACUUCUGGCAGUGCAGGAAGACUUGGGUUCCUUGCUUUGCUCUCCCAUAGGCAGCUUUUUACCUACUCUAACCAUCCACAUCCAGGCCAAGUUAUAGGGGUGCGGGGGAAAGGGGAGCCCCGUUGCCUUAAUACACCCUUUUGGAUCAAAGGUUGGGCAGCGUCUCAGCUGGCGGAGCUGGACUUUGCUUUGCGGUGGGGCUCUCGCAGGCUGGGCUCAGGGCGGAGCGAGCAGAUGCCGGCCGCUGACGUCCUGCCUUAUGGGCUCUGCCCUGCCUGCCCAAGCCGACGGUCUGCGAUCCGCUCUCGUGCUGUUGCCCCAGACACUGGAAACAGCAGUCUGCUCUGGGAUCUCCAGCCUGGCUCUGUCUCCAGCUUUGGUUGCCUUGGCUCGCCCAGGAGCAGCUUUCCUGCGCACAACCAGUUUUGCAGCUGGGAGAAUUUAUGAUGUUAGAAUCAUCAGAACUGUGGUCAGGACCUUCAAGUAUUUCUUCGGCCUGAGGUUUGAGGUGGAGGGACUGGAGCACUUCAAGGUGGAGGGCCCUGCUAUCAUUGUGUCCAACCACCAGAGCACCCUUGACAUGAUGGGGCUGAUGGAGGUCCUGCCUGACGACUGUGUCCAGGUGGGCAAGAAAGAGCUGAUGUACGCUGGCACUGUGGGGCUCGUCAUCUACCUUGGCGGCGUCAUCUUCAUCAACAGGAAGAGCACCACCAGCGCCAAGAUGGUGAUGGCAGAGGUGGCUAAGACUAUGGCAACUGACAAUGUGAAGGUGUGGGUGUACCCAGAGGGCACGAGGAACUGCACGGGAGAUUUGCUGCCAUUCAAGAAAGGAGCAUUUCACCUUGCUGUCCAGGCACAGGUCCCAGUGAUCCCUGUGGUGUAUUCCUCCUUCACCACCUUCUAUAACCCAAAGACGAAUCUAUUUACAUCAGGCAAAAUCAAGGUUAAGGUCCUGCCUCCAAUAGACACCAAAGGCCUGACAUCAGACGAUGUCUCCGACCUCACUGAGAGAUGCUUCCGCACCAUGAGGGAGACCCUGUUCAUGCUGUCGGGCAAUCCAAGCAAGGCAAAGGACUCUUCCUAGAUGCUUCUCCAGUGGCGUCACCGUGUGGUGGUGGCUGAAGGAACCUGUCUGUUGCCAAAUACCGACAGAACUUCUCUUCCUCUGCAGUAUCUCUGGGAACAGCACGGGGUGUCAAGCCAGCGCUGAGGUUCCCCGUUGAGUGGAUUUCUCUUAUGGGUUCAUUAUCUUGCAAUGAAACGUCUCCUUUUUCUGAA